Messenger RNA from Alosa alosa (allis shad), 1278 nucleotides. RefSeq names its product transmembrane 4 L6 family member 1. Lineage: Eukaryota; Metazoa; Chordata; Actinopteri; Clupeiformes; Clupeidae. Gene Ontology annotation, cellular component: membrane. The transcript has 6 exons. The record is from RefSeq and is a predicted model, not a curated record. The coding region runs from base 145 to 765 and encodes 206 amino acids.
AACUCAAGACGCUCGCUGACUCCUCUCCUCUUCUCUCGCCUGCGUCCACCAGAACUGAGCAAUUUGGGACAAACUUCUCUCAGGUAGUGAAAUACUGGGAUAUUACUGAAGGCCAACUUGGUGCGUUUCUGGUUGGUGAUAAAAAUGUGUGUUUCACAGUGCUCACGGUGUGUGGGCUUUACUCUGGUCCCCUUGGCAAUCAUCUGCAUGCUGGCCAACGCGCUGCUGCUCUUCCCUGACCUCCAGACAAAAUACCUGCUAGAGGGUCAUCUAACCUCAGAGGCCCGGUGGUCAACGGGGAUAUGGGCUUCAGGAGUCCUGGUGCUUGUGGCUGCUCGAGUGUUUGUUUCCAGUGCAAGCAAGAAGGGCUUUUGUGGGUUCAGAACAGCGAUGAUAUGUCAGGUGGGUUACACCUGUGUGGCCCUCGCUGCUGCUGGUUUCUGUUUCCUGACCAGUGGGAAGGGCCUGUACAAAGGGCCCCAAUGCCUGUACAACAGCACCCAGGGGCCUGUGUGGGGAACGCCCCACUGGCAGAUGAGCAGCAGUGCCCCACGCAGUGAAAGACUCUACAUCUACGAGCCGGACCACUGGGCCUCCACCUGCAUAGAGCCGCGCAAAGUGGUGCUGUGGAAUGUGUCCCUCUUCACCAUUCUCAUGGUGGCCAGCGGAAUCCAGGCGGUCCUAUGCGCCGUCAACAUCAUCAACUCUCUACUAGGCGUGCUCUGUGGGCCCAGCUUCGGCAUAAACAAGGUUACACCAGCCUGAAGAGAUCACGUGAGCUCUGAGAGGAUCCAUUCCCAUAGAGUGAUGUCAUAUCCUCCCACUCCAGAGAAUAUUGGGUAUCAUCUCAUGACUGUGAUUCACUUUAUUAGGAACUGCAGACUCCAGACUCAGUCUAACACAAUUGUGUCUUGACAUCUGGAAUCUUCCUUAGAUAAGCUUUUGGAGUGUAUGAAAUAGUAUGAGGAGUGAAUGGGUUAGUGUUUGCUAAAAGAUCAACUUUUUAUUAAUAUUUAAUCAGCAGUGUUUUUGGUGGUCACUGCCAUGAAUGUAUUCUAAAGUUGUAUAUAUGCCAUUUCUUACUGUAGUACUGUAAUAUGUGAAAAUGUGAUAUCUUAAUCAGGUUGGUCUUUUGCACUUUGCACUUUAUUUAUGUUUUCAUAUUGUAUUUAAUGUAUUUUUGUCGUAUUUACAAUUUGUAUAUUUGUGCCUGUAGAAAGCAUGAGUGAACUUGUACUUGUGAGCUAUCUAUGAAAUAAUAAAUGCAUCUUCAAUUCA